Argentina anserina (silverweed cinquefoil) is the source of this 1440-nucleotide messenger RNA. Its product is annotated as GATA transcription factor 5-like. Bases 1 to 1158 code for a protein of 385 amino acids. Lineage: Eukaryota; Viridiplantae; Streptophyta; Magnoliopsida; Rosales; Rosaceae. Gene Ontology annotation, cellular component: nucleus. Gene Ontology annotation, biological process: positive regulation of DNA-templated transcription; cell differentiation. Gene Ontology annotation, molecular function: sequence-specific DNA binding; zinc ion binding. The record is from RefSeq and is a predicted model, not a curated record. The transcript is spliced from 3 exons.
AUGCUUUACCAAACUCACCACCCCUCCUUUUUAUUCCAAUUUCAUCCUCAUUCUUCAACCCCUUCUUCUUCUUCUGUGACCAAGACCACCUCCUCUCUCUCUCCUCUUCCUCCUCUGUUACACUAUCUUCCUCAGGUUGUAAGAAGUGAGAUGGAAUGCGUUGCGGCGGCGUUGAAGACCAGUAUCAGGACGGAGAUGGCUGUUAAGGAGGCGGCUUUGGACGACUCUUUGGGUUUGAACGCCGCAAACGGCGGUGUUCAGAAUUGCGAGGACUUCUCCGUUGACGACCUUCUUGAUUUUUCCAACGACGACGGAUUUGUGGAACAAGAAGAAGAGCAAGAAGACGAUAAAGGCUCUGUUUUGCCCAAGAAAGAAACUACGGUGGAAGAAGAGAAGGAAAAUUCGACACCGUCUUCUUGUGUGUCCGAGAAGAACGAACUCGGGCCGGAGCCCACCAGUGAACUCAGUGUUCCGGCAGACGACUUGGAAAACCUCGAGUGGUUGUCUCAUUUUGUGGAGGAUUCCUUUGCGGGCUUCCACAACUCUCUCCCUGCCGGGUUUCUUGCCGUGAAACCGAAGAACCCGGCAGAGAAAAGACCCGAACCGGAGGCCCUCAAGCCUUGUUUCAAGACUCCGGUUCCAGCCAAGGCCAGAAGCAAGAGAACCCGGACCGGCGGCCGGGUCUGGUCACUAGGUUCACCCACCUUCACCGAGACUUCGUCGAGUUCAAGUUCGUCUUCCUCGACUUCCUCAUGUCCCUCAAGCUCAUGGCUCAUUUAUAGCACCACACAAGGCCCGGGAGGGUUGGGGUCGUCAGUGGAGAAGCCUCAUAAGAAGGCGAAGAGACCAGCCGCCACGGAGGGAGGUGGUUUUAGCCAGCCACCUCGGCGGUGCAGCCACUGCGGCGUCCAGAAGACUCCGCAGUGGAGAACCGGCCCGAAUGGAGCCAAGACUUUGUGUAACGCAUGCGGGGUCCGUUACAAGUCGGGUCGGCUCGUGCCCGAGUACCGCCCCGCUUGCAGCCCGACUUUCUCGAGUGAGUUGCACUCCAACCACCACCGCAAAGUGAUGGAGAUACGCCGCAAGAAGGAAGUUCCGGUAGGCCCCGUACCUCUGAUGACGACAGCAACCGGGACAUAUGUAGUUCGUAGUUUUUGACUAGAGAAGGAAGAAUGGUUAAAGGUUCAGUUUCACGUUAAGGUUCAGAGUUUAGUUUUAGCAAGUAGGAAGGAAGAGAGUGACAUCGAAGUGAACCGGUUUAGAGUUAAACCCCGGUUCGAGCAGGCCCAGCUUAGUGUACAUUUUUUCUCCAUUCCAUUAUCUCUUUGCAUGGUUGGUGCGGUAGGUUUGUAGGCAAUGUAACUGAUUAGGCAGAACCUGUUUUUUUCUUACUUGGUAUGUACUAUUUACCUUCUUUGCCUCUUUAAUUUCUCAAUUUGG